AGAAACAAAAAAAUAAAAGCCAGCAGCUGAAGUGUUGCGUUAUGCGCGGGGGAACCUGCCAAGGCUAUAAUAGGACAAGGGUGAAACAAACUUACCACGGACAUUAAAUUCCGCAGAUAUGACGGCGAACGAAAGAGAGCUCCAUUGCCUUAAAUCAGGAGACACUGUGUAGAUGUCGAGUUUGGAAUCAUCUAAAUGGAUGUACAUUGCAAUACUGUUUUUUCUUCGCCAUCUCCAUGGACAGUUCAAGACGGAGAUAAGCGAAAUUCAGAGUGUUUCGCUUAUUCUCUAGCGCGCACUUCUACCCUACUUGUAGUGUAAUUGGUCGUUAUGUCUUGUUACUGGACACUGUAUAACAGGUGCUACAUGGACAUUUGCACGGCUUUUAUUUAUUAUUUACUACAGGCACACGAGUUGAUAUCAUCUUUCUAGUUUGAUUAGGUUUUUGAAAUAGUUGUAUAUACUGAUAGCACAAUUGACGUUUAGUAGAAAUUCUUUAGACUUAUAUUCUUCGUACAGUAGUUUAUCUAAUCAGAGUUGAUUGUAGAGUUCAUUUCAGAGCCAUGUUUUUGGGGGAAAGAUGCUAACCCUGAAACUGCUAGAUUUCUGUCCUGCACUGUUGCCAACACAACAGAAGUUUCAUUGCUAUGUAUCUUAACUUUUUCCCCGGCAGGGUAGCCUACCUCAUAUUUGAUGACCUCUAACCUUAUGCUCUAGGUACUUGCACAAAAACACCUGUAUGGAUAAACAAAUGGCGAACACUAUAUCUAAAUGUAUGUUUCCCAAUAAUAUGAAUGCUCCUUCAUGACUGAUGGGUACUAACAACUUUGAGCCUCACCACCAUGGGGUGCAUGCAGAGUGUGAGAGUGAAGCCGAACUUUUACGAAAACAUCGCAGUCCUUCAACUGAACACUUCUAUUGAUUCAAACCCUACCGUCAUUGAUGAGUUAUCUAGCGUGGUACUGAGGUACCGCACACCCUACUUCAGAGCCACUGCACGUGUGAAAGUGCCGCCAGUGGCCGGCAAAGAGAUCUGGACUGUGGGCUGGAUCCAGGCUUGCAACCAAAUGGAUUUCUUCAAUUACUAUGGCGAGCAAGGAGUAUCAAGCUGGGAGCUCCCCGAGUUGAAAAAUGGACAUAUCCAGGCCAUAAGUGACUCAGAUGGUGUGAACUACCCAUGGUACGGCUGCACCACUGAGAUGUAUACCAUAGUGGGGCCAACCAACAGGAGCACCACGCUCAUGGUCAGCAUGAACGACAACUUCAGCCCCAGUGUAACAUGGAGCAUCCCCACGGGCACCCUCAGUAGCCCCCCACUCCUCAGUUCUAUCCGGAGAGACCAGCGAUUCACCACCUGGCUGGUAGCCAUGAACGAGUCCACGGCUGAAAUGGUGCUUCUAAGAACCAUCCGCUGGAAGAUGCAGCUCGCAAUUGAUGUGGACCCACAAAAGCCUUUAGGACAGAGGACCCGACUGCUGGAGCCUCUCACUCAGGAACAGCCUGAGGUGCUGACGAAGAAUGAACCCAUCCCACCCAAUGCCUUGGUUAAACCUAAUGCCAAUGGUGCCCAGAUGCUAAUUUGGAGGCCUGCAAGUGGGGAGUCUGUCAUAGUCAUCCCAUCCAAAUACUGAUUUAGAUUAUUUGGGGGGUGGGGGCAGGGGGAUGGUAAUUUAUGAAGAAAGCCAUGAACUGAAUUAAAGAGCUCUUGAUGGUUUCACAAUUGAAAAGUCAUAGAUUCUAAAAUGUAAAGGAAUAUUUCUGUCUGAUUUCCAAACUUUCAAAGUCUUUUUUUUAAAAUGUAUACUGUAUGUUUAUUAAUAUUUUGGAUAUACAACAGAACAUGAAGGUUUGUGGCAUUAGACACACCUCACUCUGCACUGAUGUUUAACCUUUUGUUCAGUAAUGUGGAAUUUCAUAUGACGAGCUUUUUAAUGUUCAGUCUACAGUGGUGUGAUUGCAUUUCAAAUAUUUUUGCAAUACAAGUGGCCUAAGCUUUGCAAGAUGAAAAGAUGCUACCUCUUAUGUUUCAUUUAUAUGAAAGGAAAAUGAAUAUUUGAGGCAAUAUGAGGUCAUUUGUUGAGUUUCUCUGUUUUGGUGAGGAUCUUAAAAAUAUACUCAGGUUAGUACCAAAUGGUAUCCUUUCUGAGUUUAGUACAGACUUGCAAAAGAACACCUUUCAGGUACUUCACAUUAAUUUUGUAGGCCUUUAGAAUAUUCGUAUGGAUAAAUUCAUUAAAGGGGAAUUGAAAUUUUA
Molecule: messenger RNA, 2254 nt
Organism: Electrophorus electricus (electric eel)
Lineage: Eukaryota; Metazoa; Chordata; Actinopteri; Gymnotiformes; Gymnotidae
Gene: fam78aa
Product: family with sequence similarity 78 member Aa
Source: RefSeq, a predicted model, not a curated record